CGGUACCACUGUCAAAAAAACAACAACAACGAGCAAAUCGAACAGUUCCGAGGAAUGCGGACAGAAUGUUAUCCCUUUCCAAACAUUGUAUCAUUUUUGGCCUGACUCUUUUGGGAAACCACCGUCAGUGACGUGCGUAAUGUGAUAGCUUUCUAUUAGCUUUGUCGUAUCACACUGCAGCUUUUUGGCCACCCUUCACGGUUGUUGUUACCGUUCUGUCAUACAUGAGUCACUUCCGGUCAAAAUGACUAAAGACAUUGUGCUUGGAGAUGACCUGCCGGACUGGGUGGGUGCCAAGGAGUUUUACCAGAAGUAUGACCCUAAAGAGGUGAUUGGCCGUGGCGUAAGCAGCGUGGUGCGCAGGUGCGUCCAUAGACACACUGGGCAAGAGCUGGCUGUCAAAAUCAUCGAGAUCACUGCUGAGAAGAUGACCAUCCAGCAACUGGAGGAGGUGAAGACCUCCACGCUUAAGGAGAUCCAAGUCCUCAAUAUGGUUAAGGGCCACUCGUCCAUCAUUACACUCAUCGAUUCCUAUGAGUCUGCAACCUUCAUCUUCCUGGUGUUUGACCUCAUGAGGCGAGGGGAGCUGUUUGACUACCUCACGGAAAAAGUGACGCUGAGCGAGAAGGAAACAAGGAGCAUGAUGCGAGCUCUGCUAGAAGCGGUGCGCUACCUGCACUCUCUCCACAUCGUCCACCGCGACCUUAAACCGGAGAACAUUCUGCUGGACGACCAAGGACACAUUAAACUGUCUGACUUCGGUUUCUCGGUGCAGCUGCAACCUGGCGAAAAACUCAGAGAGCUUUGUGGAACACCUGGAUAUUUAGCUCCCGAAAUACUGAAAUGCUCCAUGGACGAAAUGCACCCCGGUUACGGAAAAGAAGUCGAUCUCUGGGCAUGCGGCGUGAUUUUGUUCACCUUACUAGCCGGUUCGCCGCCCUUCUGGCACCGCAAACAGAUGCUGAUGCUCAGGAUGAUCAUGGAGGGGCGCUACAAGUUCGGGUCGCCAGAGUGGGAUGACCGAUCGGACACCGUGAAGGAUUUGAUCUCCAGGUUGCUGGUGGUGGAUGCCAGCGCACGUCUGACAGCUGAGCAGGCUUUGACUCAUCCUUUCUUUAGACAGUACCAGAAGGAAGACGUACGGCGAUUUAGCCCGAGGAAGUCAUUCAGGGUGUUGAUCGUGACGGUGCUAGCUUGCAUCCGCAUGUUCGGCCGCUACCGGCGUGCUCGCCCGCUGACCCGAGAGGUUCUGGCCCGCGACCCUUACUCCCUGCGGGGCGUGCGCAAACUCAUCGACGGCUGCGCCUUCCGCAUCUACGGCCACUGGGUGAAGAAAGGCGAGCAGCAGAACCGAGCCGCGCUCUUCCAAAACACGGCCAAGGUCAUGCUGCUGGAGCUGGAGGACUUUGAAAACUAAACCUCACAUAUUUUUUUGUCAUUUUAACACAUUUGUUUGUUGUCAAGGUGCCAUUUCAUUUUAAAAUGAGAAAUUCAGGAAUUUAUGCCUUACUGAAUCCUGUUUCAAGUACGCACAUAGUUAACAAAAUAUUCCUAAUCAGCCGUUUUUUGGUUGUUUUAAACUGCUUGAAAGUUCAACUCUACUUCAUCUACAGGAAAGCACUGUGACAAGAAAAAAUAGAUUUACUUGACAUCUAGGUGGAAUUUUUAGAGGUUUAUCCUAAAAUUCCAUGCUAGCAUUUUGGGAGUUAGCGUUAGCAUACAAAGAGAUUGUAACAACUCAUAUUUACAGAUGUUGUAGUAUUACAAAUAAGUACUGCGGGAAGCAAAUGUGAAGUAUUUAAACUGUUGUACUGUACUUGCAUGUUUUGGGUCCAAAAAUGGCCGUAUAUGUUUUCAAUGUAUGCCAGUAAAAAGUCAUUCUAUUGCAUCAACGACUGUUGAAUGGGACGAAAUAAAUAGCAGUUAAUAUUU
Molecule: messenger RNA, 1932 nt
Organism: Corythoichthys intestinalis (scribbled pipefish)
Lineage: Eukaryota; Metazoa; Chordata; Actinopteri; Syngnathiformes; Syngnathidae
Gene: phkg2
Product: phosphorylase kinase, gamma 2 (testis)
Exons: 10
Coding region: 245-1417 (390 amino acids)
Biological process (GO): glycogen biosynthetic process; protein phosphorylation
Cellular component (GO): phosphorylase kinase complex
Molecular function (GO): calmodulin binding; phosphorylase kinase activity; ATP binding
Source: RefSeq, a predicted model, not a curated record